Molecule: messenger RNA, 988 nt
Organism: Sorghum bicolor (sorghum)
Lineage: Eukaryota; Viridiplantae; Streptophyta; Magnoliopsida; Poales; Poaceae
Product: protein GOS9
Exons: 2
Coding region: 16-798 (260 amino acids)
Molecular function (GO): carbohydrate binding
Source: RefSeq, a predicted model, not a curated record
CCUCAGGAAAGUUGCAUGGCAUAUCUUCAGCAGUUGUUGGAUCUCCAAUAUGGAAAUCUCAGCAAGAAGUCGAUGGUGCGUCCCAGCGACGAUGCCUGUGUCCUUGUCGCCGUCAAUGCCCCUGCUGAAACGCAGCUCCGUGUUCGUGGAGGCAGCACAGCCGUGCAUUCCAACUACCCACACCACCACCCUACAUCCAAAUUUCCGCCUUGUCCAUCCGGUGCCAACUACCCAGCUAGCUAUCUAUACGAGUCCGUGCGUGCAUUGCAUUGCAUUGCGCCUCGGCUCAGAUACACCCAGCAGCUAGCUAGCACAGAUAGCGACGACGACGCCGCCGCCGACGACGACAUGGCGGGGUUGGUGAAGAUCGGGACGUGGGGCGCCGGCGACCACGGCAGCGCCUACGACAUCACGGUGGCGCCGCAGCGGCUGGAGAGCAUCUCCCUCCGUUACGGCAAGAUCAUCGACUGCAUCGCCUUCUCCUACAGGGACCGGGACGGGAAGCUGCACGCCGCCGGGCCCUGGGGCGGCGCCGGAGGCGUCAGCGACGAGGUGAUCACCCUGGGCGCUCACGAGUACGUGACGGAGGUCGCCGGGUCCGUCGGCCCCAUCGGCGACCUCACCCACACCAUCACCUCGCUCAAGUUCGUCACCAACCGCGGCACCUACGGGCCCUUCGGCCGCGGCGACGGCACGCCCUUCAACGUCCCCGUCCUCAACAACGGCAGCGUCGUCGGCAUGUUCGCGCGCGCGGACCAGUACCUCGACGCCAUUGGCUUCUACGUCCUCCCCUUCUGAUUUGAUCUUGCUUUGUUGGGAUCGGAUCGAUCAACACGGCCGGCCGCCUGGAUGUGUCGUGUUUCGGUGAUCCGUGUAUGUUCCUCGAUCAUCCGAUCCCUUUCUCUGCAUGUUGGCCCGACAUGGACCACAGUGCUUGGAUUGAGUCUGAUGAUUUAACUGUGGAUAAAACGUCUUUUUUUUUGCGCUA